Dentiscutata erythropus is the source of this 282-nucleotide messenger RNA. The record is from the annotation of a GenBank genome assembly. Lineage: Eukaryota; Fungi; Glomeromycota; Glomeromycetes; Diversisporales; Gigasporaceae.
AUGCAUCACCCUGGAGAAUUAUGUAACCUAAGGCUUAAAGAUAUUAAUAAAACUGUUAAAGAAGUAUUUGUUAAUAAGACCAGUAACUUUGAGGAUAAACCUCUUUUUUUAUCAAGGCAAGAAAAACAAUUAAUAGUGGGGGCUGUUGGAGCCAUUGUUAAGAGAAUUGCUAGACAUGCAAGUCUAUGUGGUAGGUUUACUGCCUACAGUAUUAGAAUUGGUGAUGCAACUACAGCAAUAGAAGCAGGCACAGAUUCAUGCUAUAGGGGAAUGGGACAGUAA